This is a messenger RNA of Phytophthora sojae, 1467 nucleotides long. RefSeq lists its product as hypothetical. Gene Ontology annotation, cellular component: nucleus. Lineage: Eukaryota; Oomycota; Peronosporomycetes; Peronosporales; Peronosporaceae. Gene Ontology annotation, molecular function: dGTPase activity. The coding region runs from base 1 to 1467 and encodes 488 amino acids. The record is from RefSeq and is a predicted model, not a curated record. The transcript is spliced from 7 exons. Gene Ontology annotation, biological process: dGTP catabolic process.
AUGAGCAGUGUAUGGCCUGUGGCAGACGACCCGCGCGCCAAGCUCUUCAAUGACCAAGUGCACGGCUACAUCAAAGUGAACGGCCUGUGCGUGUCGCUCAUGGACACGCCGCAAUUCCAGCGGCUGCGCGACCUGAAGCAGCUGGGUACGCUCUACUACGUCUUCCCGGGGGCCUCGCACAACCGCUUCGAGCACUCGCUGGGCGUGAGCUUCCUCUCUGGCCAGACCGUCGAGCGCUUCCGACAGCAGCAGCCGGAGCUUGAGCUGACGCAGCGAGACGCGCGGCUUCUGAGUGCGGCGGGACUUCUGCACGAUUUGGGUCAUGGUCCGUUCUCACACGUGUUCGAGAACGAGUUUAUGCCGCGAGUGGCUGCUGCGCGGGGAUAUGGCGGUGUAGACGCACCGACCUACCACCACGAGGAUAUGUCGCUGAGGAUGAUUGAGUACAUGGUGGACGACAACAACAUCGACCUGGAGAGAGACGAUGUGCGCUUCAUCCAGCAGCUCAUUGUCGGGGCGAAAGAGACGCACAUGGGCUCGCGUGGUGACUCUCGUGGCUACUUGUACGAGAUCGUGGCCAACGGCCGCAACUGCAUUGACGUCGACAAGUUCGACUACCUAGCUCGUGAUAUGCUGAACCUGUUCGGACUGCGCAAGGUGUUCGACUUCUCUCGACUGACGAUGUUCAACCGCGUGAUCGGCAACGAGAUCUGCUAUCACACCAGCGUCAACCUAGACAUCUACGACAUGUUCCAGCAGCGCUAUCAGAUGCACAAGCAGAUUUACAACCACCGCAAGGGCAAGGCCGUUGAAUUCAUGAUUUGCGACGCGAUGCUUCUAGCUGACAAGGAGCUGGGCAUCUGUGCCUCCACACAAACACCAGAGGACUUCCAGUUCCUCACCGAUCACAUCGUGCACUCGAUCGAGGCGUCCAAGACUGACACGUUGGCUGAUGCACGGGCGCUUCUCAAGCGCAUGCGUCGUCGUGAGCUGUACGAAUUCAUUGACGAAUACCUCCUGCCUCCUGAGUUGAUGUCGCGUAUUCCGCGUUUCACCAGCGAGGAGCUGGCGACACAAACUUCCUAUGACGGUGUGACCUUGGAUCCCGAAGACAUCAUCGUCUCGGAUGGUCGACUGAACUACAACUUCAAGGAUCGCAACCCGGUGGACAACGUCUCCUUCUACGCGUCCAGCGAUCUCAACUCCAAGUUCCACAUUCCGAAAGAUCAAGUCAGCCUGCUUUUCCCGGAGAAGUUCGAGGAGCGAAUUAUCCGCGUGUACAGCCGAAACAAGUCACCCAAAGUCCAUGCUGCAAUCCAACACGCCUUCCGCAGCUACAUUCGCCAGUUCAGCACCACUCUUCCGCCUCCGUCGCCGUCCUCAAAGGUGCGCUACAUUUGUAUUCAGUAUUCAUGCAGAUCUGUAGUCUCACGUUCUUGUGCAGAUCUAUGGCAAACAGAUUUCUGA